AUUAAAAUUGCAUCUGGCAAAACUGAUUUGACAUGUCAAUAUAUAUUAAUUACAUUUUGAUCCAAUUUAAUUCGUUUUUAUUAAAAGAUUCUUCAAUUACAUACGUUACUGUGGUAUAAACAAAUGUUUUCUUUCAUAAAUUGAAAUUGUGUAUUUAUUUAGCAAUUUACGUGCUUUUCUGCCUAUUAAAAGUCACGUCGAAUGAUCUUAGACAUGUCAUCGAGUCGGUCGAAAUCAUCAAUUCUCGAUAAACCUUUGAGUAAAGGAAAAGGCGAAAUUUCGUUAGCAGUUUACGCACUGUUAUUUUCUGAAAUUGUCCAAUACUGUCAAAAUCGUUCCCAGUCUAUCCAUGAGCUACAAAAUAAAUUAUCUGAAAUUGGUCAAGAUGUGGGUACUAGACUGUUAGAUCUAUACUUUACUCGAGAAAAAAACAGCAAACGUGAAAUAAAGGUGUUAAACUUGCUUUUAUUUGUGAAAACUGCACUUUGGAAGGCCUUGUAUGGUAAAGAAGCUGAUAAAUUGGAACAUGCAAAUGAAGACGACAAGACAUACUAUAUCAUUGAAAAGGAUGCUCUAGUUAACAAAUUCAUAAGUGUACCAAAAGACAAGGGCUCGCUCAACUGUGCCACAUUCAAUGCGGGCAUUAUAGAAGCAGUACUCACUAAGGGUGGUUUUCCUGCUAAAGUUACAGCUCACUGGCACAAAGGCACCACAUACAUGAUUAAAUUCGAAGAUUUCGUUAUAAUCAGAGAUAAAUCUCUUGAUGAUCGUUAAAAUCCCGUUCUAAUACCUAAUUACUAUAUUUAAUAAAAUGUGCUCAUAUACGAUUUGUUUGAAAUUGCUUUGUAUAUAGUUAUGUAUGUCAAUGCAUGUAUGUUUAAUUUACAUUAAUAAUAUUCGAUAAGUACUGAAAUA
Messenger RNA from Galleria mellonella (greater wax moth), 915 nucleotides. RefSeq names its product trafficking protein particle complex subunit 5 (gene Trs31). Gene Ontology annotation, biological process: endoplasmic reticulum to Golgi vesicle-mediated transport. Lineage: Eukaryota; Metazoa; Arthropoda; Insecta; Lepidoptera; Pyralidae. The coding region runs from base 202 to 774 and encodes 190 amino acids. The transcript is spliced from 5 exons. Gene Ontology annotation, cellular component: TRAPPIII protein complex; TRAPPII protein complex; TRAPPI protein complex. The record is from RefSeq and is a predicted model, not a curated record.